AAAGAAGGGGGUGGUGGUGGAGGUGGCGGAGGAGGAGGAGGAGGUGGCCGCGGUGGUUAGAGAAGGACGAAGCUUAUAAAGGACGUCCUUCCAUAGGAACCACGAAGAUAAGGAUGGGGUUUUACGUCGUCUUUAUAUGUCUUUUGGGAGUAGCAGUAAGCGACAACAGUACGAUCGACGAUCAUUCAGCGAUCGAAGAUGUAUCAGAGAUCGCGAACGUCGCCAACAAUCUCGACAUAGAUAACAUCGAUCAGACGAUUACAUGGGGAGAAUGGUCGCCAUGGUCGAAAUGGUCCCAAUGUUCCAAGAGUUGCGGCGGUGGAAUAUCGAAGCAACAACGGCGAUGCAGACGAAAACCGUGCAAGGGAAGACCUUGGAAUACAAAAUACAAAGUCUGCAAUCCUCAGCCAUGCGAAAAGCCAAGUGAUUUUCGUGCGGAACAAUGCGCGGCAUUCGACGAUGUACCGUACAGUGGACAAUUGUUGAAAUGGUAUCCGCAUUACGAUCCAGCACGGCCCUGUUCUUUGAUCUGUCGCGGAGAACAAUCUGUUGAGAAUAACGUCGGUCGAUUGCAACAGCAACAGCAACAACAGCAACAGCAUUUGCAGCAACAGCAGCAACAGAAACAGAACAAGAAGCAACAACAACAGCAACAACAUCAACAUCAGCACCAGUACCAACAACAGCAGCAAGGAUCAAACGAAAAGACACAUACUCGCGAUAUCCAAGAUGCUCUGCAAUUUGAUUCCGACGAGACAAUAGUCGUCCAGUUAGCUGACAAAGUUGAGGAUGGCACGAGAUGUUAUCUCGAUGGCCGCGACAUCUGUAUUAAUGGCGAAUGCAUGAAAGUGGGCUGCGAUUUGCGAGUCGGAAGUAGCAAGAACACGGAUGCGUGCGGAGUGUGCGGCGGAAAUGGAUCGAGCUGUCAAUCGAAAUACUCUUGGAACUUGGAACCGAUAUCCGCUUGCUCCAAGUCCUGCGGCGGAGGUUUUAAAAUAGCGAUGCCAGUUUGUAAGGCUGUAGGGACGGACGAUCGUGUUGUCAACGACAGCCAUUGCAAGAACGACGAGAGACCUGAGAAGACCCUCGUGCCGUGCAACACGCAUCCCUGUACGACAAAAUGGAUAAGCGGAGAAUGGAGCAAGUGCAGCGCAAGUUGCGGUGGUGGAUCGAGAACCAGAGCUGUCUUUUGUACCGAAGAAAAUGGCAACGAAACUACGAAGUUGCCAGAGCAUAAAUGCAGUGUCACGCACAAACCACGAGUACAGGAGACCUGUAACAUUAUCUCUUGUCCGAUGUGGGAGGCCGAUCAAUGGAGCGAGUGUUCAGCGUCCUGUGGUAUCGGUGUACGAAGGAGAAGCAUCGAAUGUAGAGAUGGAAACGGUCUGAUCUCGACUGGAUGUGAUCCCUUGGAACGACCACGAUCCGAACAGGAAUGUAAAGCUAACGUGGCGUGCAGCAUGUAUGGCGAGGAUUUAACGCAACCAUUGAUGCAACCUUAUCCACCACCACCAGUGCCGGAAAAAUUAAUCGAUCAACCUAUACCAUCGGAAUCGACGUUCAUAGCGGAGGAAUGGUCACCGUGCAGCGUAACCUGCGGAGAUGGAAUACGCCGUAGGGAAGUCCAUUGCAAGAUAUUUCUCGAGUUUAGCCGUACGAUAGCCAAGUUACCAGACAGACAAUGUUCCGGACCAAAGCCGGAGGAGACGGAGAAGUGCGUCAUGGAGCCUUGCGGUUUGAUUGAGAAUAGUCUGUCGUAUAGAAUCGACACGGUUGGAGAUAGCGGAUAUGCCGAGUCCAGUUUGACGGAUUCCUACAAAUCGUCGAGUAGUUCUGGAGGUGUUGGAACUGGUCUGGCAGCCGGUAGUGCCAGUGGUUACGAAAGUGGCAUCAAAGUGGCACCAGGAAGAAACGUGCAAACCACUUACUCAUGGAAGGAAGCUGGUUACACGCCUUGUAGCGCUACAUGCUUGGGAGGCGUACAAGAGUUGAUAAUAUACUGCGUACGCGACGAUACUGGUAAAACCGUGACUCCUCUUCUAUGCAGCGCCGAAACUAAACCGGAAGCAAGAAUCAGAACUUGCAACGAUCAUCCCUGCCCGCCCAGGUGGAGAUAUAGCGAGUUCUUACCCUGCAUGAGCCCCUGCGGUAUUGGCAUUCAGACUCGCGAUGUCACAUGCAUACACGAGGUGACACGAGGAAUCGGUAAUACCGUGACGGUACCAAACCAUAUGUGCCCGCAGCCACCACCAGCAGACAGACAAUACUGUAACGUGUUGGAUUGUCCGGUCAAGUGGAGCGCUGGAGAAUGGGGAGAGUGUUCCAAAAGUUGCGGAGGCGGGGUAAAGAGACGUAACGUGACCUGCGAGCAAAUAAUGGCACUGGGUCGCAAACAGAGAAGAGAAGAAAAUAAAUGCCCGCCGCAAAAGCCAUCCUCCGAAAAACCAUGUAACACCAAGCCGUGUCAUGAGAUGGACAUGAACGUGCAGCCAAUCAUUCUUAGUCAGAAUUCGUCGUACAAUCAGUCGGACUUGAACGAGAAAGUCGAUUUAAAGAUUGGCGGUAUCGCGAGGGUUUUUCAAGGGACGCCUUUUAUCAAGAUUCGAUGUCCAGUUAAAAAAUUCGAUAAAGCGCAAAUUAUAUGGACGAAGGACGGUAAAGAAUUACGUAGGACGAGGAAAUAUAAAAUCAACAAAAAGGGAGCUUUAAAGGUCAUGGACAUAACUACGUCCGACGAUGGAGUUUACGCUUGCGUAGCAUCGCUUUCGCACGCGGAGACACGUGUCAUCGUGAAAUUACGCUCGAAAGAACAGAUAAGCAGCGAGGAAUAUCUUAGGCUUGGUAAUUCCGUGCAUCUUCAAAGAAAUGCCAAUCUCGAUUCGGCACCAGCCAAUUCCGGUGAGAACCUUUACACCGAUCGUGCAGCCGCCUAUGGUAAUCACUUUGUUCCUAUCGAUGGAGAAGACCUCAGCCACGAACGAGCGGUUCCGAGUAAACCAACGAGAAAACCACAACACAAAAGGCAAAGGACUAGUCCGACUCCACCAGAUUCUACCAUGAUGAACAAAGAGCAUACUAUCACCUCUUUGAAUCAACCCGGAUAUCACGAAUCCGUAGAAUCAACGUCCGGUGCAACGUCCGGUGCAACUAGUCUGAUGCCUCACCUCAGUUAUUUAAUUUCGAGCAUAAAGGCCUAUUGGCCUUUCCAAGGUAACUCAGGUUCUAGCAGAAAUCAUAGAACAGCACCAGUUUCUUUCAUCGACGAUACCCACAAAGAAGUUUCUAUGGCGACGAAACGUACUAUGCCUGACAAAAAGACUGGCUUGAGAUAUCACAAUGUCGAAGAGGAUGACUUCGAGGAUCUAUAUCGUAACACAGCUAUUCCUGACGACGUCUUUGGACCGGACGAAGAAAGGAUAUUCAUCGACGUCGAUCCUUAUGAUCUAGACGCAGCGAUAUUCGGUAUACGUCAUGAAGAUAACGACAAACGAACGACCAAUCUGUUAGAUAAAAAAGAUUUUUCAAGCGUCACCAAAGCGAACGUCGAUUACGUCGAGGAAUCGUUGAAAAAUGUGAAGAGACAUUGGCAAGAUUCGCACGAUCUUUCGAAACAUCGUAAAAACGAUACCAUUAAUGAUUAUUCCGACGAAACGAUAAACUCUCCGUCCUCUUCGGAGAACGUUGGAUUGGAAGUUUAUUACAUUCCAGAUUCUACCACGAAAAAUGUCGUUUCUUCGUUAACGACCAACGAAAAAUCGAUCGAAGAUAAUAUUCGCGAAGAAAAUACUUCCGUAGGUGCAAUCGCGUCGAUUAAUUUCAAUGACACCGAAGUUUCACCGAAGAUUUUAAAUUCUGUAAACGAAGAGAAAUCCGUUUAUCCCAUAGAUAAAUCAAACACGAAUGAUUCGAUUUAUGUAGAAGAAUUAGAAAAACGUAGAGCUUAUGAUCCCGACGAAGAUCGCGUUAUCUCGUCGACGAAACGUUUGGACAUUGAGGAAGGUGAAAGUUCAACGACGAUGGACCAAACAACGUUACCUGCCAAUGAACAAAUUGUUUUAGAAUCGACCGAACAAAUCACGAGAGAAUUAUUAUCUCAUAGGCAAGAUCGAGUUGAUUCGAAAGAUACUUCGAAGGAGAUCUCGAUGGAUACGUUUACGACAUCUAGUAGCAUAGGAAAAACCGAAUCUAUAAUCGGCUCGAUUGCUGCACUCGAUAAUACAGAAGAUUUAGUUUUUGAAUGGGUUACAACAAAUUGGUCGGACUGUUCACAAACUUGCGGGGGUAGCGGUUUCCAGAUGCGUGGCGCUCAAUGUACGAUGCGUCCAAUAAAAUCGGCAAACUCGAGUCGCGUACCAUUAAGGACAGUAAUCGGUGCUAGUUUGUGCGAAGAAGCGGGACAUCCGAUGCCACAGAAAGUAAGACCAUGCGGAAUCGAGAGAUGUCCUCAAUGGCAUACGACCGAAUGGACAGCUUGCGAAUCGUCGAGAUGUUUCAAUUGGCAAACGGCAAUGCAAAGGCGUGAUAUCAGUUGUCGAUUAACUGAGGAAUUAGAAAAUGGCCAUGAAAACGUCACUCAAUUGGAUCCGAAUAAAUGCGACGAAACAACGAGACCUCUGCAAAGACAAGAAUGUUACAACGAUGCUUGUAAAGGUGUAUGGAGAGUAGGCGAAUGGUCGGAGUGUACAGCAUCUUGCGAAGAGGAUGGUAUAAAAUACAGGAUAUUACAAUGUGUAUGGUAUGGCACGAAAAAGCCAGCUGGUAACGCGUGCAGAGAUAUACCAAGACCACCGGUAAUGAAGACGUGCAGAGGUCCAACCUGUCCUCAAUCACCAGCCGACUGUAAAGAUCACUUGCCUAUAUGCAACAGAAUGAAAUUUAUGAACAUAUGCAAAGUGCCGCUGUAUCAGAAGCAGUGUUGCGCGUCUUGUCGUUAGUUCGGACGAAAAAAAGAAAAAGAAGAGGAAGAAGAAAAAAGGAAAAACGUAUGUGAAGAUCGUAUGUGAAGUGCAAAGGCGAAUGAAAAAAAAAAAAAGAAGAGGAUAGAUAGCAGACGAUGAUGGUAUUUAGAUCACGAAGAUGAAAAAGAUCGAUAAAUCGAGAAGCUUUAAUCAUCUUAUAAAACGUGAUGAUCCUCGCGAUAGAUUUCGCGAUGGAACCGUCGAUCGUUAUCGUUAGGAAAAAUUAUAAUGCCCGUUAGAGAAAUACGAAAAGGACUUCGUUAUAAUAUCCGUGAGGGAAAAAGAAAAAAGAAAUGAAGAAAAGUUUUAAACGAUAAAACGAUAUCGAAGCUCCUCUUCGUUAAUGUUGAUUGGAUAGUAUUACGAUGUAACAUUCACGAUUAAGUACUCUGAAUGCAGUAUCGACCAAGUUAUUUCCUUUCGUAAUUAUGUUUCUUCUCUUGUAGCUAUUAAAAUACGUCAGAGGAAUAUAACCGCGCCGAGUCUCACAAAUCCGUGAGGAGGAUAUUAUAUUAUAUAGUUUUGAGAAAGAAAAGAGAUAAAAAUGAAACAACAAAAUGUUUAAAAAAAAAAAAAAGAAAAAAAAAAGAAAAAUAAAGAAGAAGAAAAGAAAGAAAAAUACAAAGAGAGAACAGAGAGAGAGAGAGAGAGAGAGAGAGAGAGAAAGAUAUAAAGACACCACAUGCAAAGAAAGCUGAAAAUCCUCGUUUCGUCCUAAUUAAGCUAUAAUUUGUUGAACCACAUGUAAGUACGUUACGUGUACAGUUUGGCGCGAAUCCUAAUCGCGCAUACUCUUGUGCCCUAGAAAAAAAAAAAAAGAAGAAGAAAUGGAAACGUGGAAUUCGUCCAAAAAAGUUGAAGGUAUAUCUAUAUUGUUAAAGUUCAAUGUGAGAGAGAGAGAGAGAGAGAGAAAGGAAGAGGGAGAAAAAGAGAGGUGAAAUGGCAGAAAGUUUCAUUAACGCGUUCGAAACAGAGAUGAUUAUUAGCGCGCUACGCGAUUAAUAAGUAUGUUAUUAAAGUUUGUCAAUGUUGAUGUUUGAAUCGCACGGCUUUAAUAAACGGAAACACUAAUUUUUAAUAAGUGAAAAGUCAAAUCGAUGAUAUAACAGAAUGAAACUACGUAUAUUAAGUGCCCUCCCUCCCCUUUUUAUCCCCUAAUGAGAAAAAAAAGUCGGCGGCGCAACAAGGACACGUUCGUAACGGGUUUAUUUUUUUACAAUUUUCUUAA
Vespula pensylvanica (western yellowjacket) is the source of this 6186-nucleotide messenger RNA. RefSeq names its product protein madd-4 (gene nolo). Bases 114 to 4934 code for a protein of 1606 amino acids. Gene Ontology annotation, molecular function: metalloendopeptidase activity. Gene Ontology annotation, biological process: extracellular matrix organization. Lineage: Eukaryota; Metazoa; Arthropoda; Insecta; Hymenoptera; Vespidae. Gene Ontology annotation, cellular component: extracellular matrix. The record is from RefSeq and is a predicted model, not a curated record. The transcript is spliced from 24 exons.